CCAGACGAAGCCUACAAAAGCCGAAACCGCUCUCAGAGGAAAAGUUGAUGUUGUUGUAAAUGUCGUCGUCGUUGUCUUUUUGGGAAUACACGGUGCUCCUCCUUCUGCGGCCCCUCUUCGCCGUAGCGUUCGUUCUCUUCUUAAUAUCCCUCGGUUGGUUUGUGGCGUGGAAACUGGUGCUGGUGCACGUGCCAUUGGUGCAAGAGGUUUUCGGCCUCAAGAAGAAAGCUGUUCGAGUGAAGCCCCCAACUGGUCGCUUCUCCAAAAUCUACAGCACCCUUCACGCCCAAAAAUCACCUUCCACCUCAUAAGAUCAUUAAAUUGUAAAAUAUGAAGUGACAUGUUGGAGAUGGUUAGCAUGGGAUCUUGGACAGUAGAACACCCGUUGAAAUAAAUGAAGAAAUUCCAAGCAGCAGGCAAUCGUUUGAAUUGAAAAGGAAGCUUCAGCGGCUCACUUCAAAAACUUUUAUACACCUUGUACAUAACAUUAGAAAACUAAGCCAUGAAUGCUCUUACUUCAUAUAGUGCUCUGUAUAACUAGAUUAUCAAUUUCAAUUGGUGAUGAAUUAUGAUUUAUUCUUAUGAUAGUUUUUGGCUAUAUAUAUUGUAUGCAGGAGGUGCAAGCACCUAUAUAACAUGAUGCUUAAUUCUUAAAAGACUUAAGUUGGAAUCAGUUGACUUACAA
Glycine soja is the source of this 685-nucleotide messenger RNA. RefSeq lists its product as uncharacterized. The record is from RefSeq and is a predicted model, not a curated record. The transcript has 3 exons. Lineage: Eukaryota; Viridiplantae; Streptophyta; Magnoliopsida; Fabales; Fabaceae. The coding region runs from base 60 to 311 and encodes 83 amino acids.